AUGAGCGGCCACAUUCAUACGGAGGGACUGGAGGCAAUGGGCCAUAAAGCAUACUCAGAUGGCAUAGGAUAUAGUGCGAUUUAUAGUUGGUAUGGCCAAACCAUGGAUCGUCUCCAGAGUGAUGACUCCAAUGUGUCUGAAGAGUUUCAAUCACUGACGGCCAAAGUCGAGACAUGGAAACAUUUCUGGCCUAAUGAACCUUUCUUCGCGGGUAUAUCGUCAAAAAGCACCUCGAGACAAUCCUUUGAGUCCAGAGAUCAAAAUCAAUCCAAAAAUCCUGUAAAAAGAUCGACUUCCACUUCACCAGAACAGGAUUCGUCGCAGGAAACUCUCACUACACUCUUACCAACUGCAGGAUCGUCAGAACAACCCAUCACACCAAAUCUGAGUCGAUCGCCAAUUAAGACACAGCAAGCAUCCCAUGGCAAUAUGGAACGGGAUCACAAGAGGUACCACGACGCGAUUUGCGCAAACUGUAAUAUGAGAGGUCACAUCUUGAGUCACUGUGUGGCUCCUGUGGACGAGUUUGGGUUCAUCUCAGGUUGUCCGCGAUGCAAUACUAAGAAGCAUUUAUAUGAUGAAUGCAGUGCGCUACCAAAGUCUAAAGGCGGGGGAGAUUUGGCUUGUCUUAUUCUGAAAAGAAUGAAUUGUCCUCCAAUUCGUUCGUCUAAGGAUAUUCGUAAUUUUUUAAAAGUUAAGUCAGGGAGACAGCACCCAUGGACAUACGACUUUUCCUUGAAGCAAGUAGGCAAGUUUGAGGUAUCAUACGAUGAUUAUGGGAUACCGAAGGGAUUAUAUCCAGAUCCAGCAUGGGAAACACCAGAUAAAGUUCUCUCUCAAGCAUACCCCCGCACAAUGGAUACAAUCUUACCAAGGCUAUGGUACUUUCACUGGAGAUUAAAUCGAAAGUCGGCCGACCUAGGCCACAAGUUUGAAGUAUUCCUAAAGUCGAUGAGCGAAGCAGCAAGUGAUAGUGAAAUCAUUACUUGUGAGAUUGUUCGCUUGGCAGAAGCUCUCGAAUGUAUUUCAGAGUUUGAGUCAAAAGAAGCUAGAGGAGAGUGGUUGACCAUCUGGAUGAGAAAAGAUAUCAAGACAAAACAGGCUAAAGAGCUGGAAUUUGAAGCAAAGCUGAAUGCUUAUCAUGCAACAGAAAACUAUCGCCCAAGAAACCAUGAUUCAUCUCCAGACAAUGAAAGAGCCGUUCCUUCAACCGAAGAAAAGGGAAAAGGCAAGGCAAUAGAUGUUCACAGUCCCUCAUCUUCCCACAGGUAUGCAGAAGAAGAGCAGAGCAUGUACCAGAGCUAUGCACAGAGGUAUGCACCUGAUAAUCCCUUCAAUGAAGGUACUUCGUCAAAUGUCCCAAGCGAAAGCACACCUACGUCUGAGAAUUUGGUUGUUAGAAAAGAAUUCGGAAGUGACCUCACUCCCGCUGUCGAAAAUUACAAACUGCGAGAUUUAUCAUCUCCAGAAAAAGUUCUAGAUUGUGUUCCUGUCGAUACAGAUACUCAGUCAAGUGGUCAAAAGGAACAAGGAGAAAAUCAACUGUCAAAAUUUGCAGAAUUCAAGUACGAACAAUCUAAGGAACAGAAACAGUUGGAGAAGAGAAUUUCCAACCUAAGUAGAGACCUCAAAGAGAUCAAUAGCUUUGAGAAGAGGGUGGAGAUGUUGACGACCAAUCAGUGCAAUCAACUUAAGAUGAAAGAGCUCAAGGAGAGGGAGUUGAGAGUAUUGUUAGAAAUCCGUAGUCGAUACGUAAUAUCCCCCGAACCAAUUUCUGGCUCGAAGAUUAACACGAGUGAAAGGCGUCAAUCUUUAGGAGCACCAGGAAAACAAGCACCUAACCUGGAGUAUCCAGCAAAUCGUCACGACAGUAGUAGCAGAGGCAGUAGUAACAUUAGUGGUAAAUCUUCAACAAGCGAAGAAUUGCCACCGGAAGGCUUGCAGGUCAAGAAUCUUAAAUCCAAAAAUAUUAGACGGAAUCCAGCGAUGUCUACCUCAUCAGUACCAAGACACUUACAACGCCUUCUUUUCCCAAGCAUUAGAAAGUCGCCUUUGAGCUAUGUUCAAACCGCACCAAGUGUAGGAGUCCAAGAUUCAAACGACAACAACAAUUCCACAGGCCCUGAGGAGUCACAGUCUUCUCUCGUUGUAACGCAAGACACAUAUCCGGCAUUGAACAGAAGACAAAAAGCUAAGAGUAUUUCGCAUAAGAAAUUGAACCGAUCAUCGAGUGAUGCACGAACCAUUGCCCCCGCUGCUAAGGCAAUGACGAUUAUUCCCAGGCCACAGUCGCUGAAACCGUUAAAAACCGUGACUGGAAGUCAAGAUAAAUUCCCGGUCUUGAAUCAAACACAAAGUGAGAGUGUCGCAGAUAGUCGUUCGAAGCUAUCCUCGAGUCACACACAAGUAGCUACAUCCGAUUCUGGCAACAACAAGAAACAGAUGGUAAUUUCAGAUUCCACGGAAUCACAACACUUGCAAACCACUAAUGAGGUCAAGAAUCAAACAGGGCUUAUCUCCGGGCCCAUGGAGUCAAGGAACUCACCAAAGACCAUUGAUAAUAGCCAAAAUCUGCCUUCAGCAUCAAAUGAAAAACAAGUUGGCCAUGUUGCAAAUAAAAACAUGGAGCUAGCUUCAAGGGAGGUCCAAACGGUUUCCAAGGUUGACGAUAUCCAUCAAGAUGCUACCAAGUUGAAGAAAAAUCACCUUCAGCAGAGCCGCCCACCAUAUGUACCUCCUUUCAAAGCAGGGCAGAUGUUAGCUUCAGAAGAGAAAUUGCCUUUGACAUUGCCGCAAAGAAAUAGUGAAUCAUCCUCAUCGAUUUAUAAGCCACCACAUAAAAGAGAAAAGCAAUCACUACGGGACAAUGGACAUCAAUCAUCGUUACUGGAAGAAGACACUGCAAAACACGGCAAAUCAGCCCCACCUGUUCAUAUACUACCACAGAUGAGAAUCACGCAACCUACUUCAAAGACCGAAUCACCGCCUUCAGUGACGCAAUCCCCAAUACAGAUUAUAGAGCCGGAACAACUAUCUUCAACGAAUGGUUCGAUUUCGCAAAAUCAACAGCUAUUGGACCCAGAAGUAGCAUACCCGAAAAAAUCAAACAAAAAGUCCUCGACUCCAACAGAUCAAUCUUAUUUAGAAGCAGAUGAUGACGAUUCCAGUUCUAUGCCUCAAUUUCAAACAAGCCCUAGAUCUUCUAAUUUACAGCAGAAAUCACCCAGAACUAUGAGGCGGAGUGAGAGACAACGUACAUCAUCAUCUGAUGCAUAUCUUCCAGAGCCAGAAAUUCCUUUCUUGACACCACGUUUGCAGGAGACUGUUUCUAAACCUAGUGAUUCAUGGCCGGAACUUCUAGAUCCUGGUUCCUUUGCUGAUUCUCUUGAUUUUGAAUGUCCCAAUGAUAAAAUCGAUUUAUCAGUCCCACUGCGAGAUCCAGAUGUCUUCUUAUUGGAUAAUGAAGAUUGCAAUACUAUGGAACCACUAAGGUCACCAAUCACACUGCCAGAUCCAGAUACCUUCUUAAUAGAUAAUGAAGAUUGCAAUACUGAGGAAUCGCUAAAGUCAUCAAUUCCACUACCAGAUCCAGAUAUCCUCUUAUUGGAUGAAGAAGAUUGUAACACUAAAGAAUCGCUAAGUUCGCCAAUCGCACUGCCAGAUCCAGAUAUCUUCUUUUUGAAUGAAGAAGACUGUGAUACUAAAAAAUCGCUAAGAUCAUCAAUCCCAACAAUACUACACUCCCGUCCUCACAGGCAGAGCAAUCAUGCAAGCAGUAUAAUAUCUGGUGGGAAUUCAAAAAUCCAAGAAGCAGACAAAGCCGUGUCAGACGAAAAUGCAAGCAAGAUAUGUUUUACGUGCAACAAAGUAGGACAUCAUACAAUUGAUUGCCCCUCGAGCUGGAGACUCGACGCAUUGGUUCUUGACAAUUUUCCUUAUUCGAGCUCACGAUACCGUGCUGGCUUAGGAAACUCUAUGCAGGCUAAUAAAGCUAAUGAGCCAAAUCUCAAUCUCGGCGCCAAUAAUUCUACCCCGACUUGGUCCAGGAACGGUUAUCCGGAUUAUACAUCAUUUCCUGGCAAUUUUCCUCAUCCGAGCCUACCGCAUAUUGCAUAUGCAGGGAACCAACUACAGGCUAAACCUAAGUCUGAUCUCGAUCCCCCCACGGAUUUUUUCUACCCGAGUCGGUUAACAAAAGGUGAUCAUCUAGUCGAGGGACUACCUGGGAAUUGGAUCGAGAUAGCGGAGAAAAUCUCAAGUUUUUUCCACGCGGAUUGGGAUCAAGAAGUGAACAAGCUAAUUGAGACUCGGUAUUGGGAAGUCCAGAAAGUAAGAAAUACGGGCCACAAUUUCAGUCUUGGGAAUAAUUCAGAUGAUGAAGAGUCAGGAGAGGAAGAAUCAGAAGACGAAGAAAUAAUCUUGAGAUAUCCCUGGCAAACGAAGAGCUCUGACUGCACCCUUGGGAAGGAAACUAGGGAGAGAAAAAAGAGACUCCCCACUCCAACCAAAGCAACUGCCGACAAAAUGGGACAUGAUUAUAACAUGGAGGAGAGAACAAGAAACAUGCUGACAAAGGGAUCUCCAAGGGACCCUCACGCAUUCCAGCCAAGAAGAAUUAUAAAUGGUGCUGGAUUUUUCUAUCCGGCUCCUGGUGAUUGGUUCUGUAUAUCAAGGGGGUGUGGAGAACGCAAUAUUUCCGAGUCUAUCAUCUGUAAGAAAUGUUCCAGUCCGCGUGGAACAAGGAGAGUGGAUGGUAGCAUCGAGAUUUUCCAGCCCGGGGAUUGGGUAUGUCCAUUCAGAGAUUGUUCCAGACACAACUAUGCCAAUCAUGUUGUCUGUAAAGGUUGCGGCAGUCGUUCUAAAGUGCCGACGGUUCCUAUUCUAUGGAAUUGUAGCUCAUUUAAUUGUGGCGAGACAAAUGAUAACGGCGUGGUACGUUGUCGAAAAUGUGGUAAUCCCCGUAUUAUCUUUCAUAACCCGCCACCUCGAGCAACAGUCAAUGUAUUUCAUGCCGGUGAUUGGUAUUGCGGUGCAUCAGGAUGCGCAGCCCAUAAUUCUUCCCGGGAUAUCAGCUGUUGGAAAUGCGGCGGUACGGAUACCACUCUCGUCGCUCCUGGUCAAGUUGGUCAAACUACGACUGGCUAUUUUCCUCCUCCGGGUUGGAAUUGUAACAUAUUUGGUUGCAGCUUCUAUAAUCAGCCUAAUUUAUUCAACUGUUGGCAGUGUGGCAAUCCUCGUGCCGAUUUUUUUCGAGGCCCACCGAUUUUUUGA
Messenger RNA from Botrytis deweyae, 5271 nucleotides. RefSeq lists its product as uncharacterized. Lineage: Eukaryota; Fungi; Ascomycota; Leotiomycetes; Helotiales; Sclerotiniaceae. The transcript has 3 exons. Gene Ontology annotation, molecular function: nucleic acid binding; zinc ion binding. The record is from RefSeq and is a predicted model, not a curated record. The coding region runs from base 1 to 5271 and encodes 1756 amino acids.